AUGUCUAAGAAAGUCACCGGGAGCAAGUCUAUUGUUGAGGAGGAUAUCAACGAUCCCACCGUGGUCAAUCUGUCUGAGACGUUUAUGAGUGAUCCUGAUUUUGGUAAACCUCCUGAGUUGAUCUCUCCUUUGAAAACCCCAAAGGUGAGCAAGUUUGUAGGACCACUGAAGGAAGAGAGGGUCCCUACAGUUGAUACGUCAAUGUUUAGGAAGCAGUUGAUUGCGGAACAGAUGAAAGAUGUUUCCCUCUCCCCUCUUUUUGCUAAGAUACGUCCAGAGGCGGAGUUUGAUGAAGUUCGUGUGGGUUACUUUGACAAAGAUGGUGUUCUAAUGAGGAAAUUGGCAUUCUCGCGCCACUUCUGGGCAAGACGAUUGGCCCAGUGUAUUUCAAAUUGUCGUUCCAUUUACGCUUUGACUGUAUCUUGACCGUAUCUUGCGUAAAUUCUUCUGGCCUGGUCUGAAACAAGAUGGCGUGUCUUACUGUAAAUCCUGUUAUGUUUGCCAGCGCACGGGUAAACCGAUCCAAGCUGUGCCAGUUGCACCUUUGCAGCCUAUUCCUGCUUUUGACUAACCUUUCAGCAGGGUUCUGGUGGAUUGUGUUGGUCCUUUGCCCAAAGCAAAGAGUGGUUACCAGUUUCUCUUAACCAUUAUGUGCGCUGUCACUCGUUUCCCUGAGGCCAUUCCACUCAGGAAAAUCACGAGAGGAAAGUUACUACGGAUAUUGCAGGAGUUUCCACUUGAGAUCGGAUCGGAUAUGUCCGUGGUAAGAACAACUUGGUUGCUGAUUGUCCUUCAAUGGUGGGCAGUCAAUACGUUUUGUGUUUUGCGUUUAGCUAGUCUGUAGCCCUGGCUCACAAUUUAUUUUGACUGCACGUUUUGAUAUUUUGGAGAUUAGUUUCGUUUUGGUUGCGCUCAUUCCAAGGGGAUGAGAGUUAUAGAAACAUAUGUGAUUUUAACCGUUUCUCAACUUGUGAGUUUUUGUAUUUCUGUCUGUAAUAAAGCCCUUUUGUGGGGGAAAACGCAUUCUGAUUGGCUGGGCCUGGCUCCCCAGUGGGUGGGCCUAUGCCCACCCAUGGCUGCACCCCUGCCCAGUCAUGUGAAAUCCAUAGAUUAGGGCCUAAUUUAUUUAUUUCAAUUGACUGAUUUCCUUAUAUGAACUGUAACUCAGUAAAAUCUUUGAAAUUGUUGAAUGUUGCGUUUAUAUGUUUGUUCAGUAUAUUUAUGUAUUUAUGCAUUAUAUGUGGUGAUGUUGUGCUGAUGAGUUUGAGAUGCAAGACAAAUUUCCCGAAAGGGACACAAUAAAUAAUUAUUAUAAACCCACUAACCACAGCCUGUGCCUCCCCCUUCCACUAACCACAGCCUGUGCCUCCCCCUUCCACUAACCACAGCCUGUGCUUCCCCCUUCCACUAACCACAGCCUGUGCUUCCCCCUUCCACUAACCACAGCCUGUGCUUCCCCCUUCCACUAACCACAGCCUGUGCUUCCCCCUUCCACAAACCACAGCCUGUGCUUCCCCCUUCCACUAACCACAGCCUGUGCUUCCCCCUUCCACUAACCACAGCCUGUGCUUCCCCCCUUCCAGUUACAGAAGAACUGCCUGCUGGUGCUCUGCAGUGACACCAUCCUUCAGGACGUCCCUUUUGACAGGUCAGUCAUUCCAUAGCCUGGUGAAUUGACAGGUCAGUCAGUCCAUAGCCUGGUGAAUUGACAGGUCAGUCAGCCCAUAGCCUGGUGAAUUGACAGGUCAGUCAGUCCAUAGCCUGGUGAAUUGACAGGUCAGUCAGCCCAUAGCCUGGUGAAUUGACAGGUCAGUCAGUCCAUAGCCUGGUGAAUUGACAGGUCAGUCAGUCCAUAGCCUGGUGAAUUGACAGGUCAGUCAGUCCAUAGCCUGGUGAAUUGACAGGUCAGUCAGCCCAUAGCCUGGUGAAUUGAAAUCAAUCUAAAUCAAUUUAAUCGAAACCUUGAGUUGUGUGUGCAGAUCUUAAAUUAGGAUUCAGUUCUAGGUGUUAUAGGAUCUCACUGCUGUGUCCCUGUCAGAUUCGAAGCAGCCAAGCUGGUGAUGAACUGGCUCAGCGGUCACGUGGACCGGACCCUGCAGAGGAUGGCCGUGGCCGUCAUCUCCAUACUAGUGGCCAAAGUACGUCCCUACCCUUCUUUAAAUGCAUUAUUUCCUCAACAGUAACAUCUCCAUUCAAUGGCCAAAGUAGUGCACCCCAAACCCCGCAUGGACCGGAAUGUUUGACUGGGAGUAGGGUUGAUGUAUGGGACUCCAUGGGCAGUUGGCAGUGGCUUAUGUUGCCGCGAUCAUUUGUUGAAACAGUUUGUCUCUCUGCAGCUGUCCACACAGCAGACCACACAGCUGGGGGCUGAUAUCUUUAUUAUGAAGGUAAGAAAUCUGUAUCCCUCAUUUCCUCUCCCCCUCACCUCACCUCACCUCUAUCUCUCUUCCUUCCCCCUCACCUUAUCUCACCCUCUUCCCACCUCACCUCACCUCACCUCUCUCUCACCUAACCUCUUUCUCCCCCCUCACCUCACCUCUCUCUCCCCCUCACCUCUCUCUAUCUCCCUCUUCCCCUCACCUCACCUCUAUCUCUCUCUCUGCCCUUCACCUGACCCCUCUUCCUCUCUCCAUCAACUCUCUCUCCUCCUCUCUCCUUCUCACCUCUCUCUCUCUCUCCCCCUCCCUCCUCUCUCUAUUCCUCUCUUCCCACUCACCUCUAUCUCUUCCUCUGUCCCUCUCCCUCCUCCUCACUUCACCUCUCUCUCUCCCCCCCUCUCUCUUUCUAUUCCUCUCUCCCCCCCACCUCUAUCUCUUCCUCUCUCUCACCUCACCUCUUAUACUCCUCUCUCUCCACCUCACCUCUCUCUCUCUCUCGCUCUCUCUCCGUCUCCCCUCUAACAGCAGCUGCUGGGUAUAGUGCAACAGAAAGCCAUGGCGGGAGUAGUGGACUCCACUCUGAAGUUUGCCCUGAGUGCUCUGUGGAACCUGACUGAUGAGACACCCACUGCAUCGCGACACUUCAUCCAAUGUCAGGGCCUGGAGCUGUACGAGGAAGUGCUGGAGGUAGGAGAAACACACUCUUACACACACACACAUUUAUAGUUGAAAUAGUGGAACCAUUCAAUGAAUUGUCCUCUCCCUCUUGCCUUGCAGUCCUACUCCUCUGAGUCUUCUAUACAGCAGAAAGUUCUAGGUCUUCUGGUGAGUCUUUCUGUUUCAACAUGUUGCAGUUGUUGUUUGUUUGUGUAUGUCAGUGCUCUGAUUUUCUACAUUAUCAUUGUGCAUAUUAUUUACAUGUGUUACCCCUGGGGUUGUGUUCUCUAGUCAAAAUUGCACAGAUAAAAUGCAUGUUUCUGUAAUCAAAACAACUGUUUUGUUUGAGCCAGUAAGCAUAAACAAGGGCCAGAUUCAAUUGAACAUGUUUAUCUUUGUGGACAGAACCACAUCCUGCACAUAACAACUGGAAGCAUUUAUCUGUUGAUGGUCCGUGGUUUUCUGUCUCCCUCCAUGCUGCGCCUGGCUUCAUUAGGGCACACCACAGCGAAACAUUUUUAAGCAUUUGUAAUAGGAUCAGAUAGUAUAUCCCUGUUUUACUCUGUUUGGGAGCGUUUCCUUCUGUUUCAUUCCUACUGAACACUACCCAGGGCCAGUAUUUAUAAAGCAUUUCAGAGUGAGAGUGCUGAUGUAGGAUCAGUUUUGUGUUUUAGAUCAUAAUGAAUACGAUUAUAUGGACAGGGGGACCUGCUCCUAGUUCAGCACUCCUACUCUGAGUUGCUUGAUGAAUAUGGUUCCUGGUCUCUCUGUGGUCCAGAACAACAUAGCCGAGGUGGAGGAGCUGCAGGCAGACAUGAUGGAGGAGGACCUGUUGGAGCACGUAGUGACCCUGCUCCAGGGGCCCCAGGUGGAGGUGGGGGUCAGCUACUUCGCUGGGGGCAUCCUGGCCCACCUCACCUCCAGACAGGAUGCAUGGACCCUAGACCAGGGGCUCCGUCAAACUAUACUGGAACAGAUGGUACAGUGUGUGUGUGUGUGUGUGUGUGUGCAUAUCAGUGUUUUCUUUACUCCAAUUACCUGUCUCUACUAUCUACAGCAUGCUGCCAUACUGACCUGGGCCCUCCCUGAGCGUGAGAUGGUGUCCUACAGGUAAGACUGUCUGUCUGUCUGUCUGAGCUGCUCAGCGAUGCCAUAUAUAUCAUAUAUCUGAUCAGCGUCUUCAUCUCUCUCUGUUCAUCUCGCUCGCUCUCCCUCUCGCUCUCUCUCUGUUCAUCUCUCUCUAUGUUAAUCUCUCUCUCUCUCUGUUCAUCUCUCUCUGUUCAUCUCUCUCUGUUCAUCUCUCUUUCUCUCCCUUCCUCCUUACUUCUUUCCCCCCCCCUCCCUCAGGUCGUUCCGGCCGUUCUUCUCCCUGCUCCAGACCUCUCAGCCUGCUGGAGUGCAGCUAUGGGCUGUCUGGGCUAUGCGUCUCGUCUGCACUCAGAACGGUGAGGGUGUGUGUGUGUGUGUGUGUGUGUGUAUCAUUUACGUGGUAUCAUUUAGGGAACUAUUGCAAUAACUAGAAGAUAGCUGGAAGAUACUGGGCUGUAGGCACAUGCAUAGUCCUUUGAUCACAUAGAAUGUGUGUGGCCUGAGGAGGUGUUCUCUUACUAGUUUGUCUAUAUUAUUGAGGCGCUUUAAAUGCAUUGUAUGUCAUGUGUGAUUCUAUUUUAUUUCAGGUGUGCAGUACUGCCAUAUGCUCCAGGAGGAUGGGGCAGUGGAACUCCUGAAUACCUUGUCCUCUGACCUUGACACCCACAGCGACGUUAGAGGGAUGGCAGAGAGCAUCCUGGGUAUGGUGGAGCACCACCAGACUGCCAGCAAUCCCCUGAGAACACAGCCAGCAAUCCCCUGAGAACACAGCCAGAAA
Molecule: messenger RNA, 4902 nt
Organism: Coregonus sp. 'balchen'
Lineage: Eukaryota; Metazoa; Chordata; Actinopteri; Salmoniformes; Salmonidae
Source: the annotation of a GenBank genome assembly